AUUUGAUGUUAAUGCAUACAAAAUUUUCAUUAUGUGAAGUGCAUAAUUAUGAGAAUGUUUGCACUGACGAGAGAUGAUUAAAUGGAAAAGAGAGAGAUAGCAACAUUGCCACUAGCCCCUAUAUACAAGACCAGACUUCAUACAGGGGGAUAUCGAACUGUGUGUGAUCUCAGUAAAAGAGGUGCUGACCAGUUGAGUAAAGAUAUAGGACUGAAUAUUCAUGAUUGUGAAAAUAUACUGCAAGUAGUAGAGAACCGUAAAUCAUGCAGUCCCAGGAGUGCCUUGCAGAUCUUCAAGGAAGAAGAAUCGACUGCAGCAAUCAUGACUUUCUCGGAGAAGCUGGAUGUUGCCCUUGGUGGCGGAAUACGUAAUGGAAUGUUAACCGAGAUUUGUGGUGUUCCUGGUGUUGGUAAAACACAGCUGUGUUUACAGUUGUCAUGUGAUGUACAGAUACCUGCAGUGUUUGGUGGUUUAGAGGGAGAAGUGAUCUACAUGGACACCGAGGGAGGAUUUAUCCUUGACAGAGUUACUGACCUUGUCACAGCUACUGUCAGACAUUGUCAGUUUAUUGCCAGUGGUGAAAAUGACAAAGGUACAACAAAGCUACAAUUACUGCUAAUUUAUAUACAGGCAAAAGUAUCAGCUAUGACUGUGGAAAAGUUACUGGCAGGAAUUCAUGUAUACAAGUGUCACGACAACACUCAGUUGUUAGCUGCAAUCAACCUUCUUCCAGAUUUAUUGCACCAAAACAAAAAGAUAAAACUUGUGGUAAUAGACAGUAUAGCUUUUCAUUUCCGGCACGACUUUGAGGACCUGUCGUUGAGAACACGUAUUCUUACCAGCCUUGCACAAACAUUGACAGGAAUUGCCAGAAAACAUAAUAUAGCAGUUGUAGUGACCAAUCAGAUGACAACAAGAGUUCACCAAGGAUCUGACAAAGGGUCACACCUGGUUCCCUGUUUAGGAGAGAGUUGGGGUCAUGCAUGUACAACAAGGGUUAUACUGGAGUAUGAGAGAGACAGAAGACUUGCUUGGUUGUACAAAUCUCCAUGUAGACCACAGACAAAGGUUCAUUAUCAGAUAACAAAAGACGGAAUAAGGGAUGUGGUAAACUCAACAGUACAGCAACAAAACAUUCCUACAGAGACAUUUUCCGAUAGCUCUGUUGAAAACCCAGCCAAAAGACAGAAACUCUUAUGACCUGCAGAGAUUUCACUUUUAUCCAGUCAAUUAAAAGAUUGCAUUAUCAGCUGAUAAAAGAUUUGAUAUUCAUAUCAUUAUUAAAGAGAGGCAUCUGUUUUGUUGUUCAGGAGUCUGUUUUGUUGUUCAGGAAUAUGUUGAAUGACUGCGGACGUGUUGUCAUUUUUGGCAAUUAAAAGAGUAAUGUAGCAUCAUUGAAACUAUUCUGUAUAGGAGAGAUCUGUUUGUAUACAAAUCAGUCGUAUUUUUAGAACUGAUAAGACAAAGGUCGGGUGGGCAGACGCCGAUCGUCCAUGUUUUUUUGUAAACAGUGAUGUUUUUCUAACAGCUUAAAACACAAAUGAUAUCAGUAAUUUUUUGAUCAAUGGAAAGGAUAUAUUAAAACAAGUAAUUUAUUGAUUACUUUUAAUUAUUAUUUCGAAAUAAAAUGGAUUAAUUAUGAACACUUAACUUACAGUGUUUUUUCUAAAACUUUGGAGCAUUGUUACGCCGCUAUUAAAAUCAUAUGUCAUUUAAAAUGGUUUUUCGUUUUAAAAAGAUAUUUAAAUAAGAAAAUACGAAAAUCGUAAGCAUUUCAAAACUUCUUGAAUUUCUAAAAUCCAUAAAUUAGCGAAAAAGUUACUAAAAAUUCCGAUCCCAUACACAAUGUAAAAACAUUUGUUUAGCCCACCACCAGAUAAACAGGUGUUAAUGUGUGACGUCACGGUGAUCUCUCCUAUACUAUGGUUAUUUAAAAAGUUAUUUAUUGACCAUUAUUCAAGUACUUAAUCCAGUAAGAUAGUUCUGUUAAAUUUCUAAAAUAGACUUGUCCAUUGUUCAGUUUGGGCCAUACCACAUAUUAUUCAAAGGGGUGUUCACUGAAAAUUUACUGACUGAAUAGUGAACAGUGCAGACCAUGCUAAAAAAUGAAAUUGAUGGCAUAACAUAAUUUACCUGUAAAGCAUAGAAUAAAGCCGGGCUCCAACAUAUGGAAGUAUAAAUCAAACCUAGAAUGUUGAUUGAUAAAAUGGGCAGUGUUUUCUAUCUUUCUGAAAAUUAAAUGUUAGAACAAAAAACUUUGACAUGAAAUGAUUCCAGAUUAGAUAUGAAAUUAGCUUGGCAUUUGCACAUCUCUGUAAUCAUGGGCUAAUAUUUCGGAAAUAAGCACAACUUCACACAUGUAUAAAGUUUCAUUAAAAUCUACAUUUUUGGAUUUUUACUGUAAAUGAAAAUCAUCAGUCACCAGAAUUGUGAGUUUUCCCAUAGACUCCCAUUUUGAAAACUUCAGGGCUUAAGUUCCAAACUUUUUAAGUCAGUCUAAUAGAAAAUCAAGCACAAUCUAUCUUUUUUAUAGGCUGAAUUUUCUCAGUUCAUGCAUAACUUUGAAAAUUCGGGGUUAGAUCAAUUUGCACAUUAUAGAAAAUACUUGUAGUUCAAAUUUACUUAUGUUGUAUUAAUGAAAUUCUUGCUACAUUUUGUAUAUAAGCAUUUGUUAUCUGACGUUUGUUUUUAAUGUAUCUCUUUUACUUGCAAUUGUCAUUAGACAGUGUACAUAAUACUGAAACAUAUAUUAUACAUUAGUAAUAUUUACAUUGCAUUUACUGUAAUACUGUAUUAUUCUAGCAUGAUUAUUAUGAGAAUGUAUUGGUAAUCAAUUUAAAAUGCAGCAAACAGGGCCUCCACUGCCAUUUGUGAAUGUAGCCAAAUGCUACAAAUUCAAAGAACUGGCUACAGAUUUUUGAAUUUUAUUAAAAUCUGGCCAAAUUUCAGCAAUUCGGCUUCAGUUUGGCAGUUUCUCUCAAAAAGUGGCUACAACUUUCUGAGGCACAGUAGAGGCCAUAUCUGUUUGUUGCAGAUACAGAAUAUGUUACAGAACUAGUUUGAAACUUCACUGUUCAGGCAUUUUUGGUAUCUAAUUUCUUUUCUGUAGAUCAUUUUGAUAAAUUAGCUAGAAAGAGUAUAUACCAGUCACCAAGUAAUUACUGUAUAAUUGGAUGUUUCUCAUAUUUUUCACUCAAAUUCAGUCUUAUCAUUGCCAUGGCGAUUUUGUUAAGUUUGUUCAAUAAAAUAUUACAUUAUUUUACUAAA
This is a messenger RNA of Mercenaria mercenaria, 3267 nucleotides long. RefSeq names its product DNA repair protein RAD51 homolog 3-like. Bases 82 to 1200 code for a protein of 372 amino acids. Gene Ontology annotation, molecular function: four-way junction DNA binding; ATP binding; ATP-dependent DNA damage sensor activity. Gene Ontology annotation, cellular component: Rad51C-XRCC3 complex; Rad51B-Rad51C-Rad51D-XRCC2 complex; replication fork. The record is from RefSeq and is a predicted model, not a curated record. Gene Ontology annotation, biological process: DNA repair; reciprocal meiotic recombination; meiotic DNA recombinase assembly. The transcript is spliced from 8 exons. Lineage: Eukaryota; Metazoa; Mollusca; Bivalvia; Venerida; Veneridae.